Messenger RNA from Protopterus annectens (West African lungfish), 5270 nucleotides. It is a transcript of the gene KIF7, whose product is annotated as kinesin family member 7. The coding region runs from base 384 to 4529 and encodes 1381 amino acids. Gene Ontology annotation, molecular function: microtubule motor activity; ATP binding; microtubule binding. The transcript is spliced from 19 exons. The record is from RefSeq and is a predicted model, not a curated record. Gene Ontology annotation, biological process: mitotic spindle organization; microtubule-based movement. NCBI's taxonomy places the organism in Eukaryota, Metazoa, Chordata, Ceratodontiformes, Protopteridae.
UUUUUUUUAAGGGUGGAGUUUACACUUCUGUAUGCCGUUAUAUAUUGGAAUGUAUGUGCCAGAUUUCAUAGCUACAUAAUAGACUUUAUUUAGGAUUCAUACAAGGCAUAGCUGAAAUGUUCUUUUUUAUUUAAAGCAAAACCAUUUUUCUUUGAAGUGAACUAUGAGCAAACCCCCUUGACGAUAUAUGAUGGCGACGACAUGGUCCUGUUUAUGUCUAACAGAUAAAAACAGAAGUUUCUUCAAGAAACGUUUUUAAUUCUGCACUGGAUGGAUUAAACGAAUUAUUCGCAUUUUGAAAGGGCAGUGUUGGUUGUGUCAUUUGCCUGAGUGAUUUCUUUCAAUUAUAUGAUACCUGUGUUUGAUAUCUGUCACUUUGUACCAUGGUUCCAAAGUCGAAGGCUGAAGAAAUUCCUGUCAAGGUAGCUGUCAGGAUUCGACCACUGCUUCCUAAAGAGAUUCUGUAUGGGCACCAGUUUUGCAUCCGUAUAAGCAGAGAAGCACAGCAGAUAACGCUCGGUAGUGAUAAACACUUCAAGUUUGAUUCAAUUUUUGACCAUUCUUGCAACCAAGAGGAAGUGUAUAACAGCUGCGUGCAACCACUGGUUGAGGCAUUCUUCGAAGGCUUUAAUUCUACUGUAUUUGCUUAUGGACAGACUAGCUCAGGAAAAACGUAUACCAUUGGGGAAACUAAUAUAUCAUCUUUUAGUGAUGAAGAACAGGGCAUCCUUCCCCGGGCUGCAGCAGAAAUCUUCAAGACUAUUGAUGAGAAUGACUUGAUAGAUUACACUCUGAGGGUUUCUUAUUUGGAGGUAUACAAGGAAGAGUUCCAUGAUCUUCUCGAAGUAGAAUCUGCCAUGAAGAAUAUCCAGAUAAGAGAAGAUGAGAAGGGUAAUAUAGUGCUUUAUGGUGUGAAGGAGUGUGAAGUUGAAGGUUUGGAUGAGGUACUUAGUCUUCUCGAGAUUGGCAACACAGCCAAGCACACAGCAGCUACCCACAUUAAUACUCACUCCAGUCGCUCCCACACUAUUUUCACUGUAACAAUGGAGCAAAGACGGGGUACAGGCCGUGCCACCCGCCUUGUGUUGGACAGCCACAACGCAAUCUUUGGAUCUGCUCAGAUAAUAUUUUCCAAAUUUCACUUUGUGGAUUUGGCAGGCUCUGAGAGAAUUGUAAAGACUGGAAACACUGGUGAGCGGCUGAAGGAGAGCAUUCAGAUAAAUAGUGGCCUUCUAGCUUUAGGGAAUGUCAUCAGUGCACUUGGAGAUCCUAAAAGAAAAAGCACUCACAUUCCUUACAGGGAUUCUAAAAUUACCAGGAUCCUCAAGGACUCCCUUGGCGGUAAUGCAAAGACUCUUAUGGUGGCUUGCAUCAGUCCUUCUUCUUCAGAUUUUGAUGAAACUUUGAACACGCUUAACUAUGCCAGCAGGGCCCAAAAUAUCAAAAAUAAGGUAACUGUGAAUUGCAGAGGAGAGGUAGACCGUAUGGAGGAGUUGGAACUUCAGAUAAAAACUCUCCGUUUGGCUCUGGAGCAGAGGCACCGCUCGGAAACACGAAUCAUCAAUCGUUGUGAACAGGGUAAAACCUGUAGGCAGUCUCCUGAAGACCACAUGGCUCAGGUCCUUACAGAAUGUUCCCACUAUAGGACGUGCACUGACUCAGCAUACAAACUGUUUACAGAAUUGAUUGAGGAGGGAGGCCUUCCUGUAGAUCUGUCACUGAGAGUUAGAGAGUGGCUGGGUAAUGUAGAGGAAGAAAGGAGUGAACUAACCACUGCUUCUGGGCUGGAUAGUGGGAUUGAGAGUAACUCAGCAGAAGAAAAAACAAGAGGAAUGUCUAGGUAUCAGCACCAGAUACAGCAGUUGGAGGAGGAGAAUAAGGACUUCCUUGUUGCACUGGAAGAUGCAAUGGAACAGUAUAAACUACAGAGUGACAGACUUCAAGAGCAGCAGGCUCAGAUUCUUGAGCUGCAGAGUCAUCUAAAAUUGCUGCAGUCUAGCCAUUCUUUCUCUCAGCAGCUAGAAAGUGUCCAUCUCAUUGACCUUAAUCGUCGACCCCAUUCUGCACCAUUGGAUGUUACCUACCCACGGAGUUUCAAUUUUUUACAUUCCAUCUUUGGUUCAAAUGGAAACCGUGAGAAGUUCCUUUCCAAGAAGCAGAUGAAUGUUGCCCAGUCGUCUGUCUCUGUGAAUCAUAUUGCAGUGGAAUGCAGGAAUCCCAGCCAAGAUUUCAUUGGAAGUAUGGUACCACAGAUAGCGUCUGAAGAAGCAAAUCUCCCCUAUAGUAGAUGUGACCAGAAGGGAAAGGGGGAUGACGGAAAGAAGAGUCAUGCUAAGAGAAGGUCUGCAAAUCGAAAAUUAUCCAAGCAGGAAACAGCUGGAGUAUCCAAUGGAUUGAAUAACAUGAGUGGUUUAGUUCUCGGACUUCAGGCUGACAACGUUCUGCAGAUGGAGCAAACUAAAUUAAUAAAGGUUCCCUUCGUAAGGAGGAGUUCUGAAGUACAUGGACGUGCAGUUCAGGAAAAAACUGAGUGGAGGUUAUUGCAAGCUCAACAGAAGAUUAGAGAACUUGCUAUUAAUAUUCGCAUGAAGGAGGACCUAAUCCAGGAACUUGUUAAAACUGGUAAAGAUGCCCAGGCAAUGAAUAAGCAGUACUGCCAAAAGAUCUCUGAGUUAGAGAGGGAGGCAGACCAGGCACGAACUGAGCUUCUGGAGAGUCAGAGACAGCUGCAGGAAUUAGAAGAAAAAGAAUCACAGGAUCCAUUAGAGAAGUCUAGACUGCAAGAGUAUCGAUCAAAAAUUGCUGCAGUACAAAGCAGAGUACAGGCUUUGAAGCAGAAAAAACAGGACACAGAGAGAUUGGUAUCACUGUCCACUCAGAGUGAAAAGCGGGUACAAGAGUUGGAGAGGAACGUGCAGCUGAUGAAACAACAGCAGGCUCAACUACAAAAGAAACUUAAGGAGGAAUGUGAGCAGAAACGUCGUCUGGAGAAUGAAAUGAAGAAGGGUAGACACAGAGUCAAGGAGCUGGAGAUCAAAAAUGAGCAGCAACAGAAGAUCUUGAAAAUUAAAACUGAAGAAAUUGCAGCAUUCCAGAGGAAGAGGAGGAGUGGAAGCAAUGGAUCUGUUAUCAGUAUGGAAGAACAACAGAAAGUUGAAGAGCAAAAGAAGUGGUUAGACCUGGAAAUGGAAAAGGUACUAGAGCAGCGUCAGGCACUAAAAGACCUGGAGGAUGAGCUGAAAAAACGUGAAGAUAUUGUGGCCAAAAAGGAGGCACUUUUGCAGGAAAAGAGUGGAUUGGAGAUUAAAAGGCUGCGCUCAAGUCAGGCUCUAAGUAAUGAUAUUGUACGGGUAUCAAGCCGCAUUGAGUCCUUAGAGAAAGAACUGUCUGAGAAGAGUGGACAAUUGCGGGACGGCAGUCCUGUUGAUCAGCAGCAGAUUCGCCAAGAGAUCUCCAUCCUCAGGCAGGAGAAAGAUCAACUCUUGAAACAGAGAAGUGACCUGGAUGAGAAACUUAGACAGGGAAACCUUCUCUCCCCAGAGGAAGAGAGGAUUUUGUUUCAGUUGGAUGAGGCUAUUGAAGCUCUUGAUGCAGCUAUUGAGUACAAGAAUGAGGCAAUCACACAGCGACAGAGAACACAACGAGCCUCAGCUAGUUUACUGUCUCAGUGUGAGAUGAAUCUCAUGGCUAAACUCAGUUACCUGUCUGCAUCAGAGACCAGGGCUCUCUUGUGUCAUUUUUUUGACAAGGUUGUGACACUGAGAGAGGAAGAAAAGAAAUUGCAGUUGGCCUGUACAGAGUUGGAGAUGUAUGUGGAGGAGCAGAGACGGCUUGUGUACUGGCUUGAGGCAGCAUUGGAACGUCAACGACUGGAGACUGAUCGACAGCUAACCAUGCAACAGAAAGAGUAUGAAAGGAACAUGCAACUUCUGCUUCGGCAAUGUCAAGAACAUGUUGGAAUCGGAUUUGCUGGAAGUCAGCGCCAGUAUGAAGAGAGGAUUCGUCUGCUGGAGUUGGAGUUGAACCACUGCUGGAGAGCCAACCAGGAGCUGAACCAAAAGCUAAGAGAACUAGCAGGGUACACUGUGCAUCCUCUUCGUGAUCACACUAAAGUGCCUGCUGUGAAUGAAAAACUUCACAAAAGCAUGGACAAGCAUCUUCAUGGACUGGGAUAUCCGGAAGGAGGAGAAAAUCCACAGUCAUGUGAACAGCAGAAUUUACAAGUCAUAAUCACAGAUGGUAAUCCAUGGAUGAGGGAGGAGGUCAGAGAGAGAGUUCAUGCUCCACUUCCGCCAACAUGGCGUCGGUCAUCACUACCAGUAGAUGAUCACUCAGGACUUGAGGAAGCAUCACGAAAGGAAAUAGCAGAACAGACUUUAAGUAAGAUUGUACAGGUUAAUGAUGGAGCUGUACAGCGAAGUGCUGGACAGGGACUUGUUUCACGAAGGGAUCUCCGAAGGUCAAGCCUGAACAGUAACCCUAAUUUAACAAAUCCUGGCCUCAUUGAUGUUCGGAAAAAACCAAUGUGAUGACAGAAGAAUAAGGACUGUGAAAGAAUGAUGGGUUCUUGUAAAGAUUGAAAUACAGGGACAGCUAUGUCCUGCAGGACAAUGCACUGUGAAAUAUAAGCCCUUCUGUUAAAUUCUGUGGUAUACCCCUUUCCUUGGCCUGGUCAACCUUUUACAGUAUUCUUUUACAACUGUAAGUCUUGUUAAUGAGAGGGCCUGAGGUUUUAAAAUUUGGAUGCAACUUGGGUACAAUUCUAACCUUGGAUACCAUUAGACUAUCUUAGAAAAUAUGCAUUUUAGUGUUUAUUCACCCUCAAAUUUGAGUAGGUUAUGUACUGCUUUGUCUAGCCUCACCACCUUAAUAUCUGAAUAUGAAGAAAAGCCUGUCCAGUUUCUGUUUAUUGUGUGGAAUCCCUUGAGGAACUGUAUAUAUUUUACUUAACUGAUGUUAAUUGAUAUAUUACCUGUAUUGAUUAUCGCUUUGAACAAGUCAGAGAAAUGAGCCAGCAGGAGAUCAGCAUUCUGGGUGUUGUUACAUAUGUAGUAUUCUGCCUUUUUAUUUGAGAGCAAUAAAAUAAGGAAAUUACAUUUUACUUUUAAAGUAAUAAUUUAAACAGUUCAGAAUACUUUUUAUAUAUGAAAACUAACAGCACAAAAUAGAUUUUCAGUUGUAAUGACCAAAAUGUAAGCAGACUUUUUUUGACACUUGUGCUGCUGUAUUUGUAUGUAUGUAUGUAUGUGUAUAUAGACUCUUGUCUUUCA